This is a messenger RNA of Sycon ciliatum, 2466 nucleotides long. RefSeq names its product erythritol/L-threitol dehydrogenase-like. The coding region runs from base 361 to 1470 and encodes 369 amino acids. The record is from RefSeq and is a predicted model, not a curated record. The transcript has 12 exons. Gene Ontology annotation, molecular function: zinc ion binding; oxidoreductase activity. NCBI's taxonomy places the organism in Eukaryota, Metazoa, Porifera, Calcarea, Leucosolenida, Sycettidae.
CGCAAAAGCUUCUUUGUGUCAGUGAACUCAAGGAGAGCAUCAUUCUGAUCAUAGACGUGACUGUGUCGUCUAAUGUCUGUGCUGAGCUGCAGGUCCGAGUCGAAACGAGUCACAGCUCGUCACAAACCUUCCUGUCCAAACCCCACAGGCACUUGGCACUACAAAGCUGCCGUAUCUCGUGGAGACACUAUUCCUUGGGUGGCAGUGAUUGAAUGAAAACCUCCCAGUGGCAGUGGCAUCGUACAGCUACUUCAACUUCAACUACUAGAACGCUGUAGCGUUGCGCUUACACGCUAGCCAAGCAAUCAUUAAAUAUUUUGGAAUCUUUGGACUACAGUAUUGUAGGACUUGCUUGCAGUCAUGGCUGAUGCCAGUACCAAGGUCGGUGGAGAUAUUCCGGAUUCUAUGCGAUCAAUUGUAUGUCAUGGUCCAGGAGACUACAGGAUGGAAACACUGCCUGUACCGAAGGACCUUGCACCGGGGGAAAUACUCGUCAAGGUGCUGGCGGCAGGCAUAUGUGCCGGCGAUGCCAAGUGUUACGCCGGUGCCCCGCUUUUCUGGGGUGAUGAAUCACGCAAAGCUUACUGCCAGCCACCCAUCACGCCCGGCCAUGAGUUUGUUGGUGAAGUGGUCGCCUUUGGAGAAGGUGCUGCAGAGAAGUAUGGCCUGGCACUCGGCGAUCACUGCAUCUCCGAGCAGAUAGUGCCAUGCUGGGAUUGUCGCUACUGCAAGCGUGGCUCUUUUCACAUGUGCCAACCGCAUGAUAUCUACGGAUUUCAUCAGAAGACCCCCGGUGCAAUGGCUGAGUAUAUGAAGUUCCCUACUGGAGCAAUUAACUUCAAGGUGCCCAAGACUAUACCGGCCUGGAAGGCGGCGUUUAUUGAGCCGCUUGCAUGCUCCAUACAUGGCGUGGAGAGGGGCGAUAUCCAGUUCGAUCAUGUGGUGGUUGUGUCAGGAUGUGGCCCACUCGGCCUUGGUAUGGUGGCAGCUGCUCGACAGAAGAACCCGGCAAAGCUGAUUGCUCUCGACAUGUUUGAUUGGAAGCUGGACAUUGCCAAAAAGUGCGGUGCUGAUCUGACGUUCAAUCCUGGGAAGUGCAACGCUGUAGAAGAGGUUCAGAAGCUCACGGAUGGUUAUGGCUGCGACGUGUAUAUUGAAGUCAGCGGAAAUCCGGCGUCCGUCAAACAAGGACUUCUAAUGAUCUCUAAGCUGGGGACCUUUGUCGAGUUCAGCGUCUUUGGUCGAGAGACAACAGUUGACUGGACCAUCAUAGGUGACACAAAAGAGUUGAACAUACGUGGCGGACACUGCGGACCCAAUUGCUACCCGAAAGCAAUUAACAUGAUUGCCAAGGACCAGCUCCCAAUGGAGGACAUCAUCACACAUCAGUUCCCAUUGGAAGAUGUUGUCAAAGGCAUUGACCUGGUCAACAAGGGAACGGAGUCGAUCAAGGUGGUUCUCUUGCCAUGAUGUAUAGCGGGUGGUUUACCGACCAUUCACCGAAUGACAAUUCACCGAAAGACACUUCACCUAAAGACACUUCACCGAAAGACAAAUCAUCGAAUGGACAAUCCACCGACUGGACAAUUCACCGAAAGACACUUCACAGAAAGACAUUUCACCGAAUGGCUAUAUCACCGACAAGACAGCUCACCGAAAUUCUACUGUGUGUAAUGACUGGUUCGUAGUCAGGCUAACUUCACCGGCGCUGAGUUUCACAGGGCUGAAAUGCUGGCACUGACGUACUGCCACUACUGGCGCUGGUUGCAUGUUAUGUGGCAAAUGUAGUACAUGUACAGUCAGUCGUCGCAUAACCACUGAGUGCAUGUGUCGGGUUUGCGUGCAAAAAUUACUACAUUUCCACGGUUAAGUUGUGACCAAAAUGACCAAACUGGCAAGCACAAAAAUUACAAAGAUGGAAGAAUAGCUCUGAAAAGCAGCGAGGUUUUACUGAAUCAAUCCCCUAUUCCAAUCAUCACCACUGGUAAGAGUAAAACACUGUGUUAGCUGGUUGAAACAUCAACAGUAAGGGUUCAUUUUAGUACGUUUUGGGUGAAAAAUAUGAGACAAUCAAAACCGUCACGAAUGAUUAGCUAGAUCCAUCGCUUUUUGGUAUAAUCGUUUCAACCCUAGUAAACAUUACACAAACGUGUAAACAUUACAUGGUCAAUGAAAUCCGAUAAAAGCUCCGUGGUAGCGGGGUCUGACUGUAUCUCAACCAGCCUUCUAUUGUCAAAAAUUCAAAAUUCUUCAACGUUGUGGAGUGAUUACAACAUUUUCGCUGCUUGUCUAUUGUUCUUCAUUGAUCUGCUCACCUCUGUAGACAAAUGGAGACCUCCUCAAUAGGCUUAGUGGCCUCUGGGGAAUCCUUGAAAUAUAUUUAAAAAUCCAAAAUUCUCUCCGUCCUUCUUUGUUUCUUCUUUCUUUCGGUGAAAUGUCUGUUCGGCGAAUUGGCCGCUCGGUGAA